This is a messenger RNA of Portunus trituberculatus (swimming crab), 1530 nucleotides long. RefSeq lists its product as uncharacterized. Gene Ontology annotation, molecular function: DNA binding. NCBI's taxonomy places the organism in Eukaryota, Metazoa, Arthropoda, Malacostraca, Decapoda, Portunidae. The record is from RefSeq and is a predicted model, not a curated record. Gene Ontology annotation, biological process: DNA recombination; DNA integration.
AGGAAAACACUUUGGCAGACAUGGCCUCGCGCUUGGUGAACGACAGGCAUGAAUGGAAGCUUGAUCCACGUAUUUUCCAACAAUUGUGUAAAGUGUUUGGUACACCAACUAUUGAUUUGUUUGCCUCUAGGAUAAAUAACCAGGUACCUUCAUAUUGCUCAUGGAGACCAGACCCAGGGGCAAUGCAUGUGGAUGCAUUCUCUUUAAAUUGGGCAAGAUUCAAACUUUCUUACAUUUUUCCUCCAUUUUCGCUAAUUGCUAGAUGCCUGCAGAAGUUGAAAGCCGAAGGAGCCAGAGUGUGGAUGGUUGUUCCCCUGUGGCAGUCCCAACCAUGGAUGGGCACGUUGCUCGGGAUGCUCAUCGAUUACCCGCGCCUCAUAUCGCAGAAAACUGCGGUGCUUGUACACCCAUCAUCAGGGGAAGAUCACCCGAUCAUGCGCAACACACAUCUGAUGGCGUGCCUUCUGUCAGGGAGCACUUACGAGCACGCGGAGUUUCUGAGGACGGUGCAAACAUCAUCUUGGCUUCUUGGAAACCAGGCACCGAGAAACAAUACCGCCCGCACCUUAAGCGCUGGGCACAAUUUUGUGUUAGAGGGAACGUUAGUGCCUGUAAUCCCACUGUCGCGGACAUUAUAAAUUUUUUGUCUGAAACUUUUAACAGGAAUGUGGGUUAUGAAACACUCAAUACGGCCAGAAGUGCUCUCUCCUCUUUGGGCAUUGUGGUGGAUGGCUGUAGAGCGGGUAACCACCCUUUGGUCAUCAGGUUCAUGAGGGGUGUAUUUAAUUUGCGUCCACCCAUACCUAGAUACACUGCAACAUGGGACGUUCAACCAGUCCCGGAAUUGAAAUCCAUGUACCCCUUGCAUACUCUAACCCUUAGGGAUUUAACUUUAAAACUGGUUAUGCUGAUGGCUCUAACCCAGGCUGCACGUGUACAAACUUUACAUCUGUUAGUUACCACUGGCAUUAGCAUAGGAGAGGACUUUAUUUCAGUUCGGUUACGGGGUCACAUUAAGCAGUGUAGGCCCUCCUUUAAUAUUCGUUCAAUUAAAUUUCAAGCUUAUUCCAGGGACACUAGUUUAUGUGUUUGCGAUACCUUACAGCAUUACCUCGCAAGAACGGCGGAGAUCAGACGGGACCUUUCCCGAGAGGAUGCUGGACUUCUCCUCAGCUACGUCAGACCACACAAGUCGGUCACUAAGGACACCAUUGCCCGUUGGGUUAAGGCGAUGCUUAAAAGAUCAGGUGUUGACACUACUACAUUUACUGCUGGUAGUGUUAGGUCAGCGGCAGUGUCAAAGGCAAAGGCUAUGUCAGUGCCUAUUACUACUAUUAUGGCCAAAGCCGGCUGGACUCGGGCCAGUACUUUUGCUAAGUUUUAUGACAAGCAAAUUGUCCCACAACUAGAUUCAUUUCAGGAGGCUGUACUUGUGUAAAUUAUUGUAAUAUUGUUCCAUUUCUUUGGGUUAUUAAUGGUUUGGAGAUAUGAGCAUAGCGUGAGAUUCACUGCCAUUAUGCACAGGUUUGC